CUACCCAAGAGUAAGAAGGACUGCUGCAAGUUCGUCUCCUCUGCCAUGGGACAGGCCAACGCGGCCCGCGACGAGCUGUACGACCUGCGCGAGUGCAAGAUGAGCGGCACCGACGCGGGCGGCUUUGACCUGUCUGGCGCGCUGAUGGAGAAGGGCGACUUCUCGGGCACAAACUUCAAGGAGUCACAGCUCUCAAAGGCGUACGCGCCGGGCGCCAAGUUCGACGGCGCCGACUUUUCGAACGGCGUCGUCGACCGAGCAUACUUUAACGGCGCGUCGUUCAAGGCGCGUCUGGGCUCCCGCCUGGCCGGCGCCGUCUUCAGCAACGCGGUGCUGUCGGGCACGACCUUCGAGAACGCCGACCUGUCCGACACGGACUGGACCGACGCGUACAUCGGCAUGUUCGACCAGAAGAAGCUGUGCAAGAACCCGACGCUGCAAGGGGAGAACGCAAAGACAGGCGCCCCGACGCGCGAGUCGGCAGGGUGCGGGCCGAGCGCAUGAGCUGUACCAGUCGCCUGGCACGAUGCCCCCCCCCCCUCCCGCGGGCUGACGGCCACUCCUCGAUUUUGUGUACCCUCCGUGUCGUCUCUGUUAGCUCUCACUGUCCGGAUCUCUGCCGCCGGUGACGCGAGGUCGAGUCAAUCGCUCCGCUGCGCAUCGCUCGCGCGCGGAAACAUCCGAACCGUUCUGUGUGAUUUAAGAUACUCGCAAAUGGAUGACU
Messenger RNA from Emiliania huxleyi CCMP1516, 724 nucleotides. RefSeq lists its product as hypothetical. The transcript has 4 exons. Bases 46 to 504 code for a protein of 152 amino acids. The record is from RefSeq and is a predicted model, not a curated record. NCBI's taxonomy places the organism in Eukaryota, Haptophyta, Isochrysidales, Noelaerhabdaceae.